Messenger RNA from Phaedon cochleariae (mustard beetle), 1197 nucleotides. The record is from the annotation of a GenBank genome assembly. Lineage: Eukaryota; Metazoa; Arthropoda; Insecta; Coleoptera; Chrysomelidae.
AUGAAAUCCCCCAUACAUCAUCAUCACCACGUCGAGUCAUCAGGCAUUCCAACAGCCAAUGUAAACAUUAGAUCCACCAUCGUCCAAUCCGGUCCAAGCAAGGCCCCAGCCAUCAAUCACCUUGAAAGAUCUGAUAUUGCUGCGAGUGUAUCAAUUCUUGCAAAAAAAGCUAGUAAACCAACCAUAGAAGAUUGGACAGAGGUCAAAAGAUUUAUAAGAUAUCUGAAUGGCACAGACAAAUUGGAUCUGUUUCUAAGCAAUGCAGAAGUAGAUGACGAUGAUUUUUAUGGCUAUGCUACUGAUGCGAAUUGGGCUGGUCAUUGGCCUGCACGUUUUCCUGAUUCAACCCUAUUAGAUUCAUUUCUUAGGAGUAAGGAUACUGUGGAUGAAUUCUUGAAUGACCAUGGGUUCAUCACUAUCAGUGAUGAGACCGUUAGAGCCCGAAGAUUAAUCACCUCAUCAGAUCGCCUAGUUAUAUCAAACAUCAGUCCUACUAUUCCACAUCAUAUCCCCAGCUUCAGACGUCAAGUGUAUAUCACACCAACAGAAGAUCUGGAAAUUCCUGAGUCGAUCGAACUAGCGCGUGAUGAUUCAACUCAUCGCAUUUUUCUAGCCCGCGAUGGUCAAACCUGUUUUAAAUGCAAACAAACAGGUCACAUUGCAUCCGACUGCCCAACCAACCCACCCUCAACCUUUCCCCCUCAACCUCCCCAACUCACAGCCGAACAUUCCACAAUGAGUAAAACAACUACCCCCGACACUAUCUCAACCGAUACUGCUGCUACUGCUUCAACCACCUCAGAUGAGUCCUCUAACCCAACGAAUUCUUUCACUAGCAAACGAACUGUAUCGGAAAUUCUGACAUCAACAUCGGAAGAUGUUCCAACUUCUUCUGUUCCUCGAACUGACAUAUCAAGAACGAAAAAACAAGAACAAGAUGAUGUUUACUUCACAAUUGGACCUGAACAACUGAAAAACAUAAGUAGCAUCUUGAACAAACAACAAUUACCUUGCAUAAUCGACGCAGAACAACUCGAAGAUCUACUUGAAAACGCUUACGGCUCAAAAGAUGCAUUGAGUGUUUCAAAAGAUUACACCAAAGACACUACUGCACUCAUCAAAUUACUAACUGAAAUUGGCGAUUGGCGCAGAAUUGAAAUAACAUCAAUUGGCAACAGUUCGGAUUGGACAGAAUAG